Molecule: messenger RNA, 1074 nt
Organism: Enterobius vermicularis (human pinworm)
Lineage: Eukaryota; Metazoa; Nematoda; Chromadorea; Rhabditida; Oxyuridae
Source: the annotation of a GenBank genome assembly
AUGGCCCCUCCUUCGCAGAAACCAGUAAUAAAUUCAUUUUUAGAUGUUAAAAAUGAAUUAGAGAGUAUUGGUAGGUGUUUGAAGGGCGAAGAGUUGGUCAAAGCGUUGAUGGAGAGAGUAAUUGCUGCUGAAGAAGAAAAAGCAACAUUAUCGAGGAAAGUUGAGGAACUCUCUAAAGCCCAGAAGGAAGCUAGCACUUUGCGGAAGCAAAACGAAUUGUUGAUGAAGAAAGUGGAAACCGUAGAAUCAGUUCUAAUGAAGACGGAACUGGCUAAAAGCAAGCUCGAAAAUCUCUGUAGAGAAAUGCAGAAAUCUCAAAAAAAAGCUCAUGAUGAACACUACGAGAAGUUAAAAACGCUUGAGAAGAACCGUCAAGAACUCAUAGACCAGUUUAAGAGUUCGGUCGCGAAUAUCCAAAAAUCUAUGGAAGCCGAUCGUGAGACUUCAGAAAGGUUAACCAACGAUAAUGCGAGUUUGUCAGAAAAGUUGAAAAGUCUUUCGAAGGAAUAUGAAAAUAGAGUCGCGCAGUUGUCGAAACAGUUUGAAGAGGUAUUUUUAAGAUAUAGUGAUAAGGACUUGUUUCAGAAGAACAUGUAUUGUGAGAAGUUAACCACUACACGGAAUAUGGAAGUAGAACUUUAUAAGACGAAGUUAAGCGCCGCUGCGCUAGAAACAGAGAAGGCUGUGCAGGAAAAGCUUCAGUUACAAAACGAGUUACUGGGACGGGAGUUGAAGCUGAAGGAGGCUCUGGAAAGUGAAAAAGCUAUGAGGCAGCAAAUUAACAAAUAUUCAAAAAAAUAUAGUGAACUUCAUGAUAGUCUUAACAACUCGAAUGAAACGUUUGACAAGUUUAAACGUGAAAUGGAAAGGAUGAAUGGCACUCUGAUUAAGAUGGAAAAGGAGUCACGAAAGUGGAAAAAAAUGUAUGAGGAAACUGUUGACGCUCUGGCAGCGGCAAGUUUGAAGAGCAAAGAGACUGAGGAAGCAUGUGCUCUAAAAGAUCGACAGUUGCAGCAGUUACAGAGUCUUUGCAGAACCUUGAAGUCUCAAAUUCCAAGCGGAGAAAAUGCAUAA